Molecule: messenger RNA, 1967 nt
Organism: Acanthaster planci (crown-of-thorns starfish)
Lineage: Eukaryota; Metazoa; Echinodermata; Asteroidea; Valvatida; Acanthasteridae
Source: RefSeq, a predicted model, not a curated record
GUGUAGUCCAGGUCAGUCAAGACACAGCACAGUGCCAUGGUUAACUCUCAGCAUUGCUAUGUCCUUGGUUACCAUCAUAGAGACUACCAACUCCAACUGGAAAAUAACUGAUGCACUCUACAGCUGUCUAAGUCUGAAGCAACAUUGAAGUGAGUAGGCUAACCACCAACUUACAUCGAUGACUGAUACAACGCAUGGGGUGUUUCAACCCCAAUUGUUUUGCUGAAUUAUCUCUAGCAUAUUAUGUUCAACCAGAGCCGUCACCAAAAGGGCAGCUGUUGGUCACCGUCGUCAGAAACCGAAAACCAGCCUAUUUACACCAAGUGGACCAUUUUGACUGGGCCCCAACCAAGAACAUGGGCUACACCAGAGCACCUCAGAACCAGGACACGUUAGCACGCUACAAUAGGUUGAAGCAGCAGAAGAGGAAAGCAGAUGAUGUUGCAGCUGCAUCAGCACUGCUUGAGCUGCAGCAGACAGGCAGAAGAAACACUCAGGGAUUGGAAGAACCUCCGUUGACACGAUAGGGGAACAGCGACUCAGACCAGCUUGUCAUCAAAUGACAUUACUACCUCAGAGGAGAGAAUUGACCAGCUUGAAAGAGAUAAUAUGGCACUUUGAUCAAAAUUGUCCGACAUUAAGGAGCAACUAAAAUCCUUAAGCCUUGAUGAGAAUGACUUCAAUGGGGACAAUUCUAAACUCAAGUUCUACACAGGACUCCCUUGUUGGGGAUUGUUUCUUGCCCUGUUUAAUCUUAUUGCCUCUCCUCUGCCCAGCAGUGGCAAGCCUUCUCAAUUCAGUAGAGUGUUACUUUUCCUAAUGAAGAUGCGAUUAAAUUUGUUUAAUGAAGAUUUGGGUCACAGGUUUGGAGUCAGCCAAUCGACUGUUUCACGGAACUUCCACAGAAUCCUUGACAUAAUGGCUGUUAAGUUGGAUAGCAUAAUUCACUGGCCAGGAAGAGAAUCCUUGAGGUUAAGCAUGCUAUGCUGCUUUCGAAGAUUAUUCAAAAAAUGUGCUGUGAUAAUAGAUUGUACUGAGAUUUUCAUUGAGCAGCCAUCUGACUUGCUAGCAAGGGCACAGGUUUGGAGUAACUAUAAACACCACUCUACUGUAAAAUUCCUUAUAGGUAUAACUCCACAGGGCUCGAUAUGUUUUGUAAGUAAGUGUUGGGGGGACGAGCUAGUGACACAGAAAUCACACAAAACAGUGGACUUAUAAACAAAUUAAUCCCAGGUGACUUGGUUAUUGCUGAUAGGGGCUUUUUUGUCGGUGAAUAUUGUGGCAUGGCAAUGGCCGAAGUCAAAAGUCCUCCAUUCACCAGAGGUAAAAAAAGUUAGAGAAGGUAGAGGUAGAUUGGAGUCGGGAGCUGUCAUGUGUGAGGAUACAUGUGGAACGUGUAAUAGGAAUGGUUAAGCAGAAGUAUACCAUCCUUCAAAACCAUUUACCAAUAACACUAGUUAGUAAUGGAGCAUUUAUGGAAGCUACUGGGGACAAAAUGGUGAAAGUUGUUUGUGCCCUUGUUAAUCUCUGCCCAGGGGUAGUUCCAACUGAAUAACUUUCAGAAAUAUAUUCUCAAACUUUGAUUGUCAUUGAAUUCCUGAUUAGAACAGUGUAUGUUAAGGUAGUUUUUCUAAUAAUCAUGCUUGUUAAUUCUAAGAAGCGAUUAAUUUCUGUGCAGCACUAAGAUUUGACAGCCGAUACAAGUUGUUGCCCUAUGAUUGCAUAAGAUUGCAAUUAAUUGGAUGUUUGAAAUCUCAAAAAAGUGGUUCUGCGCCCAGAACUUGCCACGAUCUGCAACUAAGUUAUUUUAAAAUGUAAAAACUCAACAACCAAGAAUAGUGGCUGAAAUAUCAAGAUCAUUUAUUUCACCUUCCUGAACUGGCAUCAUCAUUUAUAUAGGUCUUUAAAUUCAAAUGAUGUAUGUUUUGAAGGCUUAUUAUUACAUUAAAUUAUUUGUAUAACAUUAA